GGCUCGAGGAGGGCGGAGAGCGCCCCUGGUGGGCGCGGCGGGCGCGGCCUUCACUGUACUAACAAUUUCGCCGUAGGAUUUCGUGAUUACGUGAUAGACUAAGAGAAGCAUUCCGAUACAGAUCGACGCAUUAUAUUGGCAGAUUUGUGAAACUUCUUCUAUGACUGCAUAGUCAAGACGGCUUAGAGAUGAUUCGACGGAGAGGAAGGAGUCAAUCCAUUUACCACAUAGUGGAGAAGGAUGCGGAUGUCGAUGAGGAUGAGCAUAUCGAUAUACAAGAGAGCAGCGAAAAAGUUGCUGCUAUGGAUGGCAAGUUCUUUGAACAGUUUAUAGCCUUGAGAUUUGCUGAUGGAGAAGCCGGCCAAGAUACAUUCAAACCCAUUCAGGAUUCAUCAGCAAACAACAACUCUGCCAUCGAUUUCACCCAGUGUAGGGGCAUCUAUAAAGACAUUUCCCGUCCAACUCACAAAGAGGCUGAGUUCUUCUACAAAUCUGCUCUCAUUACAAUCAACCAGAGACUUGGGGUGAACUAUGAGAUGAAAGACCUGCCCAAUGCUCAGCUCUUUAAGUAUGCACAAGAGACCUUGAAUGUAAAUCCCCAAGAACAUGAAGCACUAUUAGAGAGAGUGUCAAAUAGCCUGCCGCCUGCUCUAAUCAUGGUUGUGGAUGUAAUAUCAGCUAAAGGUUUGCUGGCAAAAGACUCAAAUGGUCUGAGCGAUCCAUUCUGUGUUCUGGGCAUCGUCGCUCUGUGGAGGGAGAACACUUCGGAAGGUGGAAAGCACAAGAUGUCGCACUCCAGGCACGAUCUCCUGCUCGACCACGCAAGCAAGGACUCCCUCUGUGUCACGGAGGUCAAGGAGAAGACCCUGUGUCCGACCUGGAGGGAACAGUUCAGAUUUGAUGUUGGUGAUGUCAACAAUGAACAGCUGCAGGUUGAAGUGUGGGAUCAUGAUGAGGACUCUUCAGUAGGGCAACUUAUAAAGAAGAAUGCAGGAGAUGUUUCCAAUCUGAAGGGUAUGGGAAGAUUCUUUAAGGAGAUAGCUCAAUCAGCCAAGAAGGAUGGAAAGAAUCUGGAUGACUUCCUAGGAUGGGUCACCAUACCACUCAAUACCAUAUCAAGUCAAGGUUUAGAAUGUUCUUUUCCUCUGCAAAGCCGGGGAAAGAGUAAGGUGGAAGGAGAGCUCAAACUGAAAUUACAACUAGCACUCAAGAAGGAUGCGCCCAAGGCAAGCACGGAGGCCAUGGGGGCUACCCACCAGUACCUCUGGUAUAACUUCACCCAUCAUGAGGUGUGUGAUAACGCCAUGACAGAGUACAGAUGGAGCGGUCAGCUUCCUCCAGCACCCAGGGCAGUCCUGCAUCAACUCGCUCAACAACAACAGCUACCAGAAAUCUACCAACUUGCCAGCCAGUGGAUAGCAUACAGUCAGCAGUGUGUGUUGCCUCGUCUAGACCUCAAUGUUAUGCUAUCCAUCAUCACAGGUAUAACUAACCUCUGGGAUAAGGGCCCCCCAGAUGAACAAAUGGUGACAUAUCUUCACAAGUCUUGCAGUGAGUUUGUAGAACAUUCUAUGAGGAUGUUACAGAAGCAACAUGAAGCUUUCCCAUUCAGAGACACCCAGGCCGUCCUACAACUUCAUCUUCUCCUCAGAUGCAUGGUUCUGAUCAAGCAGCUAAGUGAGAAGCUGUCCUGGGGUAUUUUUAAGGAGAAUGUGAAAGACCUCAUCACAGAUGCUAUUAAGACAAGCACCAAAGAUUGGUGUGAGAAGCAAAUCCUGCUAUGCGAGGAGGUCCAUGAAGCCAAGAAGAACAUCCUCUUCCAAGACGAUGAAGACUUUGAAGGCGAUGACGGAGAGGAGACAGAGGAAUCCAAGAAAGUAGCCAUCCUAGUCAAUCUCAUUGAGAAUAUGAUCAACCAUGUUAAAGUCCAGAUCAGACAGCCAUCUAUCAUUUAUAAGAAGGCCUUCGAUAUUGAUUUCACCAUGCUUAUACAUACAGAACUAGCUGACAAGAUCAUGGCUGAGAUCAAAGAUGUUGUAUCCCGUGUGGGGAAGCUUUCCCGGAAUGACAGCCACCAGACGGCCAUUGCUCUGUUCUCACUCUUCCUGGCUGUCAGGGGCUUCCAUACAGCGGCAGAUAGAUCGUAUCGUUCAGACUUGGAGACCAAGAACUAUCACAUGGUUUUCAAGAAGUCUGUAGAGCAGUGGUUUGAGCUCGCGAGGAGCAAGGCCAGAGCACGCAUACAGAAGGCUGUGGAAGUUGAUGAGGUGAGGCUUGUAGACUCUAUGGUGAAGCACAGUUCAUCCGCAGUUGAUGCCACAACUACUUUUGUUCAGAUCAAGGAAUUCUGGACCAAGCUGAACUGGCCAGAUAAAAAUGGAGCAUACGUUUUUGUUGCCAAGGUUACAGAUGAUAUUCGUCAGGGAGCUGUAGAUUAUGCAAACAUCAUCCACAGAAAGCUGAAUGAGAACAAGUUCUAUGAUGAUGAGGGUCGCUUUGACGUUACAGAUCAGCUCUGCAUAGCAGUCAACAACAUUGAGCAGGUAAGACGCUACCUCUCCAGCCUCCCCGUCCAGCUCGACUUUGAGCGCGUGCUUGACGGUCUCCUCAUCGAGCACGGUUCAGUGGGGUCAGAGCAGUGCGGACUGACCCUCCAUACCAUGCUGGCCAGUGCGGACGAGGACAUGCUGAAUGUGAUCGGUAAGGUGGUCAGACACGUCGGCCAGAAGAUGGAGCCUGACUUCAGGAAGUACACAGCACCGCUCAUGUCGGCUCCACCCGAGUCCAACCUUGAUGAUGUGAUAACACCUUUAAUGGAGUAUCUUGAUAGCAAUCUUAUCACGCUACACAGCUGUCUAUUGAAAGCUAACUUCCAAAGAAUUCUGGAAGAGCUGUGGCUUGUUGUCUUGAAUAUCCUGAAAGAGAUGGUCAACAGUGGCUACAAGACACUUAAUCAACAUCCUCUGAUUGGGCAGAGAAUGCAUGAUGCUUAUGAUGUGAUUGGUAAUUUCUUCCAUGCGGAAGGAAAGGGUCUACCCAUGAAAGUGAUUGAGUGUCAAGCGUUCAAGGAAGCCAUGGGCAAACUCGGCAAGUUUGGUACCUCCACAAAGAGACUGAUUGAAGACUACCUCAUGGCUAGGGGCAUGCAGCAGGAAGCAGCGAACCAGUCUGAUUCUCCCCUAGGAACCCUUACAAUCAAGUGCAAUUAUAAACAGAGUCAGCAGAAACUCAGAGUCAGGGUCAUGAAUGCUACUCAAAUCAGACCUAUGGAUGACAAUGGUUUGAGUGAUCCGUACGUGAUAGUGUACCUACAGCCUCACCACGUCUUUCCUCAGACUCACUUCCAGAAAACACAGGUCAUCAAGAAGACGUUGCAUCCGCUCUUUGACGAGACCUUUGAAUUCAACGUGCCUAACAACCAAGUGUUAUCUUACGGCGCUACCGUCCACUUUGUCCUCAUGGACUAUGACUUUCUCAAGAAUGACUUCGGUGGUGAGGCGUACCUGCAGAUAAACGAUGUCCCUGGUGUUCAUGGCAAGAAGAGCAAGAACCUCGGUGAAGAAUCACCCAUCUUACUUCAUCUUCUACCGGGUGUUACUAAAGAGGAUGAAGCAUGGAUGUACGUCCAGACUCUCAAGGAGAGGUCUUCAGACAAAGAAGCAGCCGAGUUCCUCAAGCUUCAUAAGAUAAAGUGAGCCAGGAGAAACAUAGCUAUUCCUACGCAGCAAGUUAGAGUAGACAGUCUUUGUACAACUCAUUUCAACAUGAUUGCCAUGGUCCUAAAGCCUGAUGAUUGCCUAUAUUGCCAUUCCUGAUGGAAAGAAAAGACAGAAGCAAAGCUUGCCAGAAUACAGCUUCGCACCUUUGUUGACUCUAUACGCAAGCAGGCAUCCAUCAAGACAUUUUCACAUGUCUUGUGUUGAGGUCAAAUUUAUAUGUCAUUGUAAAAUGUAUUAUAGUACAUGGAUUAAAAACAUGCAAGGGUAUCUAAUUCAAUUACCUGUUUUGCCCUGGGAAGGGAACUGACUAUUUGUAAUCCCCCACAAAAACAUUCUAGCUACAAUGUAACUUCUGGGACCCGUUUCACAAAGCCUUUUUUGAAUGAAAAAUGACAAAAGUCAGUGAUAACCAAUCAGAAGCAAGGAUUUCAGUAGCUUAUAACAAAAUCUGUCAUUUGUCCCUGAUGAUAAGUUUUGUGAAACACCCCCCAGAUGUUGGCUUGGUCGUGCCUCCCAGGGCAUGGAGAGGGGUAAAUUCUUUAUUUUGUGUUCAUCGUCAAAUUGGCAACCCUUCACUAUGAAAGUAGAGAAUGUAUGCAUAUUUCCUUACCUUUUGUGCUCUGUCUACUGUAGGUGUUAAUAUGAUUAUUUCAUAUCCCCACACUUCUAGCCAGGAAGACAGAAAAACUCACAAAUACACCGAAAUCUUUCUUGUCCAAUGUGAAUCGUGCAUGUCCUGAAAAGCUUGAACUGUACAUGUACAUGUAUGUGCAAAUUCAUUGCUAUGAGGCGAAGCCUGUACAUUAAGUUUAAGUUUGUGACAUUAUGGACAGACAUAACGGCCCGAAUUCACAAAGGAGGUUUGUCGACAAACCUUUGUUUGUCGACGCGUUUUUACACGUUUUUCACAAACCUGGUUUGUAAAGAACAAAAGGAGGUUUGUCGACAACCCUCCUUUGUGAAUUCUGGCCAACGUGUUUUUAGCACCAUUUCCAAUAUCCAUGUAGAGGUGAAGUAUAUGUACAUGUAUGUAGUGUCAUACGUUUGUUUUAUGAUUCCCUUUGUAAAUACAAUACAUGGUGUAAAGUUCUUACAACACUGAAUAAGAUUCUUGAUGUCUUUCAAAUUAUAUACAUAGAAACUAUUACAAAGGGUUUGCUUACUUAUAUUUUUGCCAAAAAAACAUUAUGACUUAAUUUUUCUUGAAUGAAUGAAUUUAUAUAUAUUUCUUGGUUUGAAAAUACAUGUACAUUGUUGUGUAUUUGCAUGUAGCUACCCAUAGUUCAUACUUCAUUAAAUGAUCAAAGAAGAGCAUCACAAGAACCAAUACACUAUACUUGAUUGAACUUAAGAGAGAUUGUCAUUGAAGCCAUUUUCAAGGGAUCUUUAAAAUGCUUAUGCAAUUGUUAGUGACAGAUACAUGUAUAGUUGGUAUUGCUGUGCCCUUAGAGUGCCUUAGAUUUCAUUCCUAGUAGGAUUGUGCUUUGAGUUAAUAUCUUGAGAGUGCUGCCAAAGAUAGAUAAGUGCUGUGCCUAAUGUCAUCAUUAUACUCUAUGUGAUUGUGUUAUCAUCGGUUUGGAGGAAGAUUAGGGUGUUCACUUUUAUCCCGACAGAAAUUGAAGAUUAUUUUGAAGGAAAAAAAUGUGACAUGAAUAUGUGUUUUGAUUCUGAUCCACUUGGUUAUCUCAACCUUAGGUAUUAUAUGUAGCUGAAACCCUUUUUGGAGUCCAAGUUGGUCAAGACUGAAAAUACUAUUUUUGUGCCAAGUACGGUCUUUCAUUUGAAUCAACAUU
Strongylocentrotus purpuratus (purple sea urchin) is the source of this 5512-nucleotide messenger RNA. RefSeq names its product protein unc-13 homolog D (gene unc13d). The record is from RefSeq and is a predicted model, not a curated record. Bases 189 to 3695 code for a protein of 1168 amino acids. NCBI's taxonomy places the organism in Eukaryota, Metazoa, Echinodermata, Echinoidea, Camarodonta, Strongylocentrotidae. The transcript has 31 exons.